CCCGGUUUCAGGGCGUGAGGAACCCAAAUGUAAACUGAGAGAAAUCAACCUCCUCCCAUAACAGAUGACGUUAGCUUUACGCUCAAAAGGAACCGAAACUUAAACUGAGAGGAAUGGACCUCCCCUCCUCCAGCAGAUGACGUUACCUUUGCUUUCUUGCUCAGUGGUGACUUCGUCUGCAAGCACCCGUUUUCCUCAAGUCCUCUUCUGUGGGGGCUUAGCACACAAAGCAACGUUGGAACUGGGCCAGGAUUUCUCCUCAGAGCCUGUAAGAGCACCAAGGACUGUAGAUCCACCUUUAGCCUCUUCCUCGCCAAAUUCCCAGAGCCACUGGAGCCAGAUCCUCUGACUGGGCCUGAGCAGGGCCUAUGUAUCUGCAUCAAUUCCAGGCUUUUGGUCUCUCAGAGGUGACGUCAGCAAAGGGCAUUUUGGAAUAUCACACCUAGUAGGAGUAGGACAUUUUUGACGAUUCUGCGUUGGACCUGCACAGAAUCCAGAGACAAAUCUUCUUGCUCCAGGUGAUUUCCUGAUAAUGGCGAAGAUGGUGAGAAGAACAUGUGCGUUUUGUUCGGAGGGGGAGGCUGGCUCUAUAAUGUACAUUGCCAAAGAGCAAAAUAUUGCAGCUCAUCAGGAUUGUUUGUUAUUUUCCUCAGGAUUUGUGGAAUCUGAAGAGUAUAACCCAGAUAAUCUAGAUAUAAGGUUUGACGUGGCAUCAGUGUUGAAUGAACUCAGAAGAGGAAAGCGGCUGAUGUGCAACUUCUGUCGCAAGAAAGGAGCCACUGUGGGAUGCGAGGAAAGAGCCUGUCGCAGAAGUUAUCACUACUUCUGUGCACUCUGUGAUGAUGCAGCCAUAGAAACAGAUGAAGUGAAUGGAAUUUACCGAGUGUUCUGCCCAAAACAUGACCCAGGCAAUAGGACCAAUCACUAUGAUGCAGCUAAUAAGAGGAAAAGGCAUGCAAUGAAAUCCUCCGCCAUCAGGGAACAAAUGAGCACAGAAGAGACGGAAGAAGAAAACAGUUUACGAAUACUAAAAAGAAAAAACAGGCAAAAAGUACGAAUAGACUUUCUUAGGAAGUGCAAACAGGCGGGGCUUUUGGAUGACAUAUUUGAAGAGAUGCUGGACACGCUUCACCUGGCUCAGGAAAAGCUGAUGGAUGACAACACUUCGGAAACAGAGUAUGAAGAAACAGUAAUGUCGCUCUUUGACUGUGGACUGUUUGAAAACAUACUGACAAAUAUUCAUUCAGGGACAGAAGAAAAAAUUCAGGAACUUCUGGAAACCAGAAAAAAAUUGGAUAACCAGAUUGAGCUACUGCAAGACAUAAAAGAAGUUGCCCUCCCUGCCCAGGAGAAUACUGCUAGUACAUCUAGCACAUUGUCUGAAUAACCCUAAAGUCUUUCUGUAAUGGCAUCAAUAUUCAGAAUUUUCUGAGGCUAGAAACCAUAGACCACAUCUGGUGAGUGUAUAAGUGAUUUUUUUCAAAGAUAGGGACACAAGCAAAAAUCAGCUGUUUCACUCUUUUAUACCUCACUGUUGCAAAACUUUAAGUUGUCCCUUUAUUUUUUACUGUGGAUCAAUGAGUGUUAGACACUUAAUUUAGCUUUUUUAAAGCUGAAUGAAGCCCUCCAACCAAGAUGGAAAUUCUUCCAAGACAAGGGAGCAACAGCUGCCACAGAAGUUUUUUUUAAAGUCACUUCAGUUGGGGCAGCCUUCUUCAGAACAGGCUGAGGGAGCUGCUUCACUCUGUACUUCUAGACAGUGUUGUUUUAAGGAUCACAGUGCUGCUUUGGCUUUCCAAAGAAGAUAAAUUAGCAGAACUUGCACUCAAAGAAACCUUCUGAAUUAUGAACAGGAGUUUUGUUUUUGAUUUCUUCACUGAUAAUGUUAAGCAAACACCUAGUUCUGCUAUAACAGCAGUAGUGAAAGGGUGGUUGCAGGCAGACAGGAAUGGCUGGGUACCAUGCUCUGCUACCACAGACAAUGUAAAAUGGUAUGAAAUAAUGGACUGUAUUCUCCUUUCUCUGUUAAGAAAGGAUCGACUUCCAUGUGUUUUGUCUUAAAGGUUACUAUAUUGAAAUUGUUUGAAUACAGAAAAACAUUCUUUAGCUACAAAAGUGUAAGUUAAUAAAAUAAAAUGUUUUUAAGAAAGUUAUGC
This is a messenger RNA of Struthio camelus australis, 2156 nucleotides long. Lineage: Eukaryota; Metazoa; Chordata; Aves; Struthioniformes; Struthionidae. The record is from RefSeq and is a predicted model, not a curated record.